Molecule: messenger RNA, 822 nt
Organism: Acanthamoeba castellanii str. Neff
Lineage: Eukaryota; Discosea; Longamoebia; Acanthamoebidae
Product: shortchain dehydrogenase/reductase SDR, putative
Exons: 7
Coding region: 1-822 (273 amino acids)
Molecular function (GO): oxidoreductase activity
Source: RefSeq, a predicted model, not a curated record
AUGGAGAAGUGUGAGUUCGCGGGCAAGACGGUGAUCGUGACGGGCUCGGGCGCCGGGCUGGGACGAGCCAUCAGCAGGGCGUUUGCCCGUGAGGGAGCCAAUGUGGUGGUCGUAGACCUUGACGCCGAAGCCGGCCGCGAGAACGAGCAGUACAUCAAGGAGCAGUUCGGUGCCCAGGUCCUCUUCGUGGAGGCGGACGUCAGCAAGGACGAAGACGUUAAGCGCUUGGUUGAGACGACUAUCAGUGGUGUGGACGUGCUGAUCAACAACGCGGGGGUGAGCUGGUUCGGCUCGAUGUUCGAGGAUAACGCAGUGGACCUCUUUGACCGCGUGAUGGCGAUCAACGUUCGGGGUCCCUACCUGUGCGCCAAGCACGUGGUCGAGCAGGCCAUGAAGAAGAGCGGCAAGGGAGGCGCCAUCGUCAACAUCGCUUCCACCAGGGCUCUUCAAUCCGAGCCCAACACGGAGGCCUACUCGGCCAGCAAGGGCGCUGUGCUCGGUCUCACCCACUCCAUGGCCGUGUCGCUCGGCGAGUUCGGCAUUCGCGUCAACUCCAUCUGCCCGGGCUGGAUCGAGGUUCGAGACUGGCAGAAGGCGGGCAAGGCCCAGCAGCCCACGCUCGACGAGACUGACCACAAGCAGCAUCCCGCUGGGCGAGUGGGACGGCCGGACGACAUUGCGGAGGCGUGCCUCUUCUUGAGCGACAGCAGGAAGUCGGGCUUCAUGACGGGCCAGAACAUGGUGAUCGACGGCGGCAUGACCAAGAAGAUGAUCUACUCGCACGACUUCUCCUCCAAGGAGGAGUGGAAGAAGAAGGACUAG